Messenger RNA from Penicillium robsamsonii, 492 nucleotides. RefSeq lists its product as uncharacterized. Lineage: Eukaryota; Fungi; Ascomycota; Eurotiomycetes; Eurotiales; Aspergillaceae. Gene Ontology annotation, molecular function: nucleic acid binding. The record is from RefSeq and is a predicted model, not a curated record. Bases 1 to 492 code for a protein of 163 amino acids. The transcript is spliced from 2 exons.
AUGAUUUCGUCGCCGCAUUCGUCCUCUGACCAACGCGACACGGAAAGAAUCCCACCUACUUUACUUGCGAAUCAUGAUGCUAUUUUUCAGCACAAUAACGCGCCCACGCAUAGCGCGUAUAUCGUUCAAGGCCUUCUACGUGAGACAAACCUAACUAUAAUAGAUUGGCCUCUAUAUUCACCUAAUUUAAACCUAAUUGAGAGCCUCUGGGCAUUAUUAAAGGCCAAUAUAUUAAAACUAUGGCCCUGGCUCCGCGACAUUCCUAAAAAUGAGAAUACGUGGGGAGAUUUAGUAUAUGCCGCACAGGAAGCAUGGGAGAAGUUAACAAUUCGUCACUUUGUCAACCUGGCUGAGACCAUGCCGCAUCGCAUGGAAGAGGUUAUUAAAUAUGAAGGUUCCCGUGUACCUGUGAACAUUAUAGGAACAGAACCACCUUUGAAUAUAACACAGACAGAAACAACCAAAAAUAAAAACAUACAACAGCAUGCCUAA